This is a messenger RNA of Nerophis ophidion (straightnose pipefish), 2840 nucleotides long. Its product is annotated as gephyrin-like. The transcript has 23 exons. The coding region runs from base 220 to 2664 and encodes 814 amino acids. Gene Ontology annotation, cellular component: cytosol; postsynaptic specialization; postsynaptic membrane. Gene Ontology annotation, biological process: gamma-aminobutyric acid receptor clustering; molybdenum incorporation into molybdenum-molybdopterin complex; establishment of synaptic specificity at neuromuscular junction. Gene Ontology annotation, molecular function: molybdopterin molybdotransferase activity. The record is from RefSeq and is a predicted model, not a curated record. Lineage: Eukaryota; Metazoa; Chordata; Actinopteri; Syngnathiformes; Syngnathidae.
CCCACUAUGUCCUAGGUGCUAUAUGUGUAGACGCGGUGUAGCUGGUUUGGGUGGUGUUAGAGGGCAGGUAGUAGACGCGGGAGGUGGUGUUAGAGGGCAGGCAGUAGACGCGGGAGGUGGUGUAGACGCGGUGUAGCUGGUUUAGGUGGUGUUAGAGGGCAGGCAGUAGACGCGGGAGGUGGUGUAGGUGGUGUUAGAGGGCAGGCAGGACUGGUCAACAUGGCGACGGACGGGAUGGUGCUCACCAACCACGACCAUCAGACUCGAGUGGGCAUCCUGACCGUCAGUGACAGUUGUUACAAGAACUUGGCUGAGGACAGAAGUGGGGUCAAUUUGAAGGACCUGGUCCAUGAUCCUUCGCUGUUAGGUGGCGUCAUCACAGCCUAUAAAAUUGUCCCAGAUGAGCUUGAUGAAAUCAAGGAAACUCUUUUGGAGUGGUGUGAUGAACAGGAGCUGAAUCUCAUUCUCACCACUGGAGGAACCGGAUUCGCACCCAGAGAUGUGACACCAGAGGCAACCAGAGACGUGAUCGAGAGAGAGGCUCCAGGCAUGGCUCUGGCCAUGCUGAUGGGAUCCCUUAACGUCACGCCACUCGGCAUGUUGUCCAGGCCAGUGUGUGGUAUCCGUGGUAAAACUCUGAUCAUCAACCUUCCGGGGAGCAAGAAAGGCUCUCAGGAGUGUUUUCAGUUCAUCCUGCCUGCUCUGCCCCAUGCUAUCGAUCUGCUGCGCGAGGCCACGGUCAGGGUGAAGUCCGUACAUGCCGCCUUGGAGCAGCUGCCCUCUCCUUCCUUCCUGCUGGCCAACGCCCACACCAACACGCACGCCCACUCGCACACCAUGGAGCGUGGCACCCAGUGUGAAGAGGAGGACGAGGAGGAGGAGGAGGAGGAUGACGACCGGCGGAGAGGUCGACACGCGCACCACCACCACCACCACCACCACCACCAGCACGGCUCUUCCCACAUCACUGCAGCUGCUAUUGCUGCAAAGGUUGUUGUGUUCCAUCAGACCAGCCAUGCUGGGGUCAUGGCUAAGGGGGCUCCCUACCUGCCCAGCACCACGCCUGCACUUCCCACUCAUUUCACCUGCUCCUGUAGCCAUGACCAGCAGAUUCCGGACUCCAUCAUUUCUCGAGGUGUUCAGGUGCUUCCUCGAGAUUCUGCCUCUUUGAGUUCCACCCCUUCUGAGUCACCCCGGGCCACUCAGGCGACUUCACGCCUCUCCACUGCAUCAUGCCCGACUCCCAAGGUUCAGUCCCGGUGUGGCAGUAACGAGAACAUUCUCAGAGCCAGUCACAGUGCGGUGGACAUCAGCAAGGUGGCGCGACGUCAUCGCAUGUCCCCGUUUCCUCUGACAUCCAUGGACAAAGCCUUCAUCACUGUUCUAGAGAUGACUCCUAUUCUUGGGAUUGAAGUCAUUAACUACCGAGGUGAGUGUGUGCUGACAAUCAGUCUUCUUGAAGAGAAGUGUUCAACAAUGGCCGCCCUCUUGUCUCUAGACGGUAUGGGUCGAGUGCUCGCUCAGGACAUCUAUGCCAAAGACAACCUUCCUCCAUUUCCAGCCUCUGUUAAAGAUGGCUACGCUGUAAGAGCUGCUGAUGGCCCAGGAGAUCGCUUCAUCAUGGGAGAGUCACAAGCCGGACAACAGCCCACUCACACAGUGAUGCCAGGCCAAGUAAUGAGAGUGACCACCGGAGCUCCAAUUCCCUGCGGUGCUGAUGCGGUGGUCCAAGUGGAAGAUACAGAACUACUAAGGGAGUCUGAAGAUGGUACAGAAGAGUUAGAAGUCAGGAUUAUGGUCCAAGCUCGACCUGGGCAGGACAUCAGACCAAUAGGUCAUGACAUCAGGCGAGGGGAGUGUGUAUUAGCCAAAGGGACACACAUGGGCCCCUCAGAGAUAGGUCUGCUGGCUACAGUGGGAGUGACAGACGUCAGUGUGCACAAGUUCCCAGUGGUGGCUGUCAUGUCCACUGGAAACGAGCUGCUGAAUCCAGAGGACGACCUCCACCCUGGUAAGAUCAGGGAUUCUAACCGCUCCACUCUGCUGGCCACCAUCCAGGAACAUGGCUACCCCACUAUCAACCUGGGCAUUGUUGGAGACAAUCCUGAUGACCUGCUGUCUGCACUCCAUGAAGGGAUCAGUCGUGCGGAUGUCAUCAUCACCUCAGGGGGUGUGUCCAUGGGAGAGAAGGACUACCUGAAGCAAGUACUGGACAUCGAUCUUCAUGCUCAGAUCCACUUUGGGCGUGUCUUUAUGAAGCCAGGUCUUCCGACUACCUUUGCCACCGUUGACAUUGAUGGAGCCCGGAAACUCAUCUUUGCUCUGCCAGGUAACCCAGUGUCUGCAGUGGUGACAUGCAAUCUCUUUGUCAUUCCUGCACUGAGAAAGAUGCAAGGCAUUCUGGACCCCAGACCUACGAUUAUUAAAGCCAGGCUUUCAUGUGAUGUGAAGCUAGAUCCCAGACCCGAGUACCAUCGCUGUAUUCUCACCUGGCAUCACCAGGAGCCACUGCCUUGGGCUCAAAGCACAGGUAACCAGGUGUCCAGCAGGCUCAUGUCCAUGCGCAGUGCCAACGGGCUGCUGAUGUUGCCCCCGAAGACGGAGCAGUACGUGGAGCUGCACAAGGGAGAGGUGGUGGAUGUCAUGGUCAUCGGACGACUAUGAUGCAGAUGAGAUUUUCACUUGUGACUGUGGUGCUGGGAGCUCCUGAAGCAUGUCUACCUGGCCGCUCUUAGCUGUGAUGUCAUAUGCAACAGCACAGGCUCAACUCUCAUGUCUGCAUUGAGGAAAGUCACUCAAACUCUGUAUAAAUAUGACAUUUCUUCUCUAAUACCACAUCA